Vitis vinifera (wine grape) is the source of this 1124-nucleotide messenger RNA. Its product is annotated as fasciclin-like arabinogalactan protein 11. The record is from RefSeq and is a predicted model, not a curated record. The coding region runs from base 197 to 940 and encodes 247 amino acids. Lineage: Eukaryota; Viridiplantae; Streptophyta; Magnoliopsida; Vitales; Vitaceae. The transcript has a single exon.
ACCAAGAGAGAUGGGAUAUUGAGGUUCUCUUGCCAACGUCAAAUGCAGCCUUUCACCUAACUUCACGCACACUUCCCAUCUCACCCCUCUCAAUAAAACCCCCGUUCCCCCUCCAAACUCGUCCAAAGCAACCCUUCUUCACUUCUCUUCCAGAGCAAUAGGUUUGGCCACUCAAGUCCAAAAGAGCCCAGAGAAAAUGAUGAAGCAGCUUGUCUCCCCAGUCCUCCUGCUGAUCCUCUUCCUCCAGUGCACCAGAACUUCCGGUCAGUCUUCGGCACCGGCUCCAGCACCUGCCGGUCCCACCAACAUCACCGCAAUUCUGGAGAAGGCUGGUCAGUAUACUACCUUCAUUCGGCUGCUAAAGAGCACCCAGAUGGACGACCGAAUCAACAUCCAACUCAACAAUUCAAACCAGGGUCUCACCAUAUUUGCACCAACAGAUAAUGCCUUUUCAAACCUCAAAGCGGGUACCCUGAACUCAUUCACUGAUCAGCAGAAGGCCCAACUAGUGCAAUUCCAUGUAGUGUCUUCUUUCCUUUCUACCUCACAAUUCCAGACCGUGAGCAACCCGGUGAGCACACAGGCGGGUGGUAGUAACAGCGGAGACUUCUCUCUGAAUAUCACAACGUCCGGAAAUCAGGUGAACAUGACAUCAGGGCUUACCAAUACAUCAGUGGCCAACACAGUAUACACUGAUGGCCAGCUAGCAGUGUAUCAGAUCGACCAGGUGCUCCUUCCAAUGGGUGUCGUGAGGCCUUCAGCACCACCUCCCGAAACCCCAAAGCCUAAGAAGGCUGCUUCUCCUUCAGAUGCUCCAUCUGAUUCAACCCCCGCUUCUGUUGAUUCUUCUGAUGCAACCCGUUUGUGUUUUCCCCGCAAUCCACCCAUUACAGUAUCCUUUGCGGUGGCUGUUGCUGCGGCGUUGCACUUAUGGCUAUAAAUUUGAGUGUUGGUCGAUGAUGGUGUGAUCCUGCGUGUAGUGUGCUUGUGCUGUCAUGUUUUCACUUCUUGUAUUUGUAAUUCGAUUAGGAAAAAUUGCGUCAGAUGAAUGCUGUUUUUGGGUUUCAUUGGCGAAAUAUUCUCCUAUAUAAUUAAGGUGGUGUCACGGGGAUUACUACUCUGGA